Acanthosepion pharaonis is the source of this 1071-nucleotide messenger RNA. The record is from the annotation of a GenBank genome assembly. NCBI's taxonomy places the organism in Eukaryota, Metazoa, Mollusca, Cephalopoda, Sepiida, Sepiidae.
AUGUCUACUUUCCUCGUUUCUUUGUGGUUCUCAUUUAUCUUUUAUUUACAGCAAUUUUCUCUUCAUUCAUUGUUGUUUUCUUGUCCCAUUGUGUUUACUAUCUAUUUUUCUCCAUUCUUCAUUGUUGUAGCAAGAUUUUCUUGUUCCGCUGUCUUAUCGUCUGCCAUUUUCGUUUCUUCGUUGUCAUAUUUCAUUUCUGUCUGCUUUUCUCGUUCAAAAUUUUUCCAGCCUCCUGCUUCUUUUUAUGCCUUCUCUUUCUGUUGUCUCUACUCUUUCUCUCACUUCUCUCUCAUUUUCUCACUAUUCCAUUAUCUUACUUACUCUCUAAUCUCUAUAUUACUUCUUUUUAUUCCUUCUCGUUCUGUUGUCUCUACUCUUUCUCUCUCUUCUCUCUCAUUUCCACACUUUUUCUAUUAUAUUACUUACUCUCUAAUCUCUAUUGACUUUCUUUUCUUCUUUCUCUUUCUGUUGCCUCUACACCUUCUCUUUCUCUCUCAUUUUCUCACUUUUCUAUUAUCUUACUCUCUAAUCUCCAUUUUCUUUCGUUUUUUUCUCUCUUUGUAUUGUCUCUAUACUUUCUCUCUCUUCUCUCUCAUUUUUUUUCACUUUUCCAUUGUGUUACUUUUAUGUCAUUUUUUUCUUUUCCCCCUCUCUUCCUUUGUUCCAUUCUCUCUGUUCUCCUUUCCUCCGCCUUCUUUCCAUUCUGUUUUUACUCUAUCUUUUCUCCUUAUGUAUCUCUCUCUUCACUUUCUUUCUUUCUUUCUUUCUUUCUUUCUUUCUUUCUAUGAUAUUUCUUUAUGUCUUUUCGCUUCACCUUUUCGUCGUCUGUUUCUUAAUAUACCUUUCUAUUAUAAACUUACUCUCUCAAUAAAUAAUUUUUGUUUUCUUUCUCUCUUCCUUCUUCUAACUCUCUCUAAUCUCUAUUUUCUUUCCUUUUUCUUCUUUUUUUCUUUGUUUUAUUCAACCCCCUCUUUCUUUUCUAUCUUCACUCUCUUUUCUCCUUUUAUGUCUCUUUUCACAUUCUGUUUUCUUUCUUUCUUUCUUUCUUUCUUUCUUUCUUUCUUUCUCUGA